Molecule: messenger RNA, 2187 nt
Organism: Macadamia integrifolia
Lineage: Eukaryota; Viridiplantae; Streptophyta; Magnoliopsida; Proteales; Proteaceae
Product: pentatricopeptide repeat-containing protein At5g66520-like
Exons: 1
Coding region: 142-1821 (559 amino acids)
Biological process (GO): RNA modification
Molecular function (GO): RNA binding; protein binding
Source: RefSeq, a predicted model, not a curated record
CCAGGAAUCUCAUGAUAUGAGUGACGUUUAGAGAGAGGCGAAAAGAAGGGGUAGAGGGAGAGCGGAUUGGUGCCGUUGAACAUAUAUAACUCUUUCCGAUACGAACCCUCUUGACAUAAGAGUGUUGCUGCUUUGGUAUUCAUGUUCUUAGCCGAAGUGAAUCUGACUAAUCUGAACUAUAGAGCUAAGCAACAGUACCUGUUUUCCUUGUUGCAGUGCUGCAAAAGAAGCAAGGAGCUCACCCAGAUUCAUUCCCAGAUAGUUGUAAAUGGCUUCUCUCAGAAAAAUUACAUUCUUGCCAAGCUUUUGUCGUUCUGCGUCACCUCUGGGAACCUCUUACAUGCCCAACAGGCUUUUGACCAAAUCAUGAAUCCAAGCACCAUUGUCUGGAACCAGAUGAUCAGAGGGUAUGCGUUGAGCGAAACACCUCAGAAAUCCUUCCAGUUCUACAAUCAAAUGGGAGCUGCAGAAACCAAACCUGAUGGUUUCACCUUCUUGUUCCUGCUUAAUGCUUGUACAGGACCAUCCUACUUGAAAGAAGGGGAGCAACUACAUGGGAGAAUUAUGUCCAACGGACUGUGCUCAAAUGUUUUUGUGCAGACAAAUCUUGUCAACAUGUAUAUUACUGCAGGAGGGGUUGCUGGUGUUCUAAAGGCACGUAAGGUGUUCGAUGAGAUGACCCAACGGAAUGUGAUGACAUGGAAUUCCAUGCUUUCUGGCUAUUUUAGACGUGGAGACGUUAAGACUGCACAGGAAUUUUUUUAUGACAUGCCAGAAAGGAAUGCCGUAUCAUGGACGACCAUGAUUGCAGGCUAUACCAAGACUGGGAAAUGCAAGCAGGCACUGGCAUUGUUCUACGAGAUGAGGAAAGCUCAAGUGGAAGUGGACCAGGUAGUUUUAUUAGCAGCAUUAUCAGCUUGUGCUGAACUAGUAGACUUGAAAACAGGAAGAUGGAUACACUCCUAUCUUGACAAGGCUUCAUGUAUUCAAAAACCAGAUUUUGUGCCUCUAAAGAAUGCACUCAUCCAUAUGUAUGCAAGUUGUGGAGUUAUUGAAGAAGCUUACAGAAUGUUUAAAGAGAUGUCACACAGAAGCACCAUCUCUUGGACAACCAUGAUCAUAGGUUUUGCAAAGCAGGGCUUUGGAGAGGAAGCACUGGUUGUCUUCCGGUGGAUGCAAAGUGUGGAAGGAGAAGGAAUAAGACCUGAUGAGAUAACUUUCAUUGGGGUGCUGUGUGCCUGCAGCCACAGGGGGUGGGUUGACGAGGGCCGCACUUAUUUCAAGUGCAUGACUACGACUUACAAUCUUGAGCCCAGGAUUGAGCACUAUGGGUGCAUGGUUGAUCUACUGAGCCGUGCAGGCCAAUUGGAUGAAGCUCAGAAACUAAUCGAGACCAUGCCGAUGAAACCAAAUACUGCUAUAUGGGGUGCUCUCCUUGGUGGUUGCAGGAUUUACAAGAACGUGGAGCUUGCAGCCAAUAUUGAUAACCAGUUGGCUUUAGUGUUUGAGCCAGACCAAGCUGCUGGGUUUCUUGUGCUCUUGUUGAAUGUGUAUGCCACGGCAAAAAGAUGGGAUGAUGUUGCUAUGGUUAGACGGAGGAUGGUUGCAAUGGGUCUGAGGAAGCCUUCAGGUCGCAGUUGGAUCCAAGUGGAUGGGGUUAUCCAUGAAUUUGUUGCAGGUGAUCAGAGCCACAGGCAUGCAACCGCCAUCAACAAGAUGGUUGAAGAGAUCACAAGGCUAGCCAAAUUGGAAGGUCAUGUGCUAUGCACAUCAGAUGUCCUCUUGGACGAAGAAGAAAAGGGGAGGGCGAGCAUCAAUUGACAAUGGCUUUUGGGUUGAUCGGCAUCCCAAACAGAGGGACCCAAUUCUUUAUAUAAAAAAUCUCAGGAUCUGUGCAGACUCAUUCCAUCGCCAAAUUUGUUUCAAUGAUUUCUGACAGAUUAUAUCAUCACAAGGGAUCACAAUCUUUCGCCAUUUGAAGGCAGGAGCUCCUGUUCCUGUAACAAAUAUUGGCAAAUAAAAGCUGUCCUGAAACCUCUCUGGUUUUAUCUUCGGCUGCUCAUGUGUUUCAAGGCAACUCAAGCAACUAAUAAUCAUUGUAAGUUCAUAUCGGGUGGGAUUAAAACUCUACUCUCUCCAUCUGUGUAUGCAAGCUCUCUCCAUCUGUGUAUGCAAGAAUUCAUAUGC